AUGCCGCUGGCGCAGCUGGCGGACCCGUGGCAGAAGAUGGCUGUGGAGAGCCCGUCCGACAGCGCUGAGAAUGGACAGCAAAUUAUGGAUGAACCUAUGGGAGAGGAAGAGAUUAAUCCACAAACUGAAGAAGGCAGUAUCAAAGAAAUUGCAAUCACACAUCAUGUAAAGGAAGGACAUGAAAAGGCAGAUCCUUCCCAAUUUGAACUUUUAAAAGUAUUAGGGCAGGGAUCAUUUGGAAAGGUUUUCUUAGUCAAAAAAAUCUCAGGCUCUGAUGCUAGACAGCUUUAUGCCAUGAAAGUAUUGAAGAAGGCCACUUUGAAAGUUCGAGACCGUGUUCGGACAAAAAUGGAGCGUGAUAUCUUGGUAGAAGUUAAUCAUCCUUUUAUUGUCAAGUUGCAUUAUGCUUUUCAAACUGAAGGGAAGUUGUAUCUUAUUUUGGAUUUUCUCAGGGGAGGAGAUUUGUUUACACGCUUAUCCAAAGAGGUGAUGUUCACAGAAGAAGAUGUCAAAUUCUACUUGGCUGAGCUUGCACUUGCUUUAGACCAUCUACAUAGCCUGGGAAUAAUCUAUAGAGACCUAAAACCAGAAAACAUACUUCUUGAUGAAGAAGGUCACAUCAAAUUAACAGAUUUUGGCCUAAGUAAAGAGUCUAUUGACCAUGAGAAGAAGGCAUAUUCUUUUUGUGGAACUGUGGAAUAUAUGGCUCCAGAAGUAGUUAAUCGUCGAGGUCAUACUCAGAGUGCGGACUGGUGGUCUUUCGGUGUGUUAAUGUUUGAGAUGCUCACUGGUACACUACCUUUCCAAGGAAAAGAUCGAAAAGAAACAAUGACUAUGAUCCUUAAAGCUAAACUUGGGAUGCCACAGUUUUUGAGUCCUGAAGCCCAGAGUCUUUUACGAAUGCUUUUCAAACGAAAUCCUGCAAACAGAUUAGGUGCAGGACCAGAUGGAGUGGAAGAAAUUAAAAGACAUUUAUUUUUCUCAACAAUAGAUUGGAAUAAACUAUACAGAAGAGAAAUUCAUCCACCUUUUAAACCCGCAACUGGCAGGCCUGAAGAUACGUUCUAUUUUGAUCCUGAAUUUACUGCAAAAACUCCCAAAGAUUCACCUGGCAUUCCACCUAGUGCUAAUGCACAUCAGCUUUUUCGGGGGUUUAGUUUUGUUGCUAUUACCUCAGAUGACGAAAGCCAAGCUAUGCAGACAGUUGGUGUGCAUUCAAUUGUUCAGCAGUUGCACAGGAAUAGUAUUCAGUUUACUGAUGGAUAUGAAGUGAAAGAAGAUAUUGGAGUUGGCUCCUACUCCGUUUGCAAGAGAUGUAUACAUAAAGCCACAAACAUGGAGUUUGCAGUAAAGAUUAUUGAUAAAAGCAAGAGAGACCCAACAGAGGAAAUAGAAAUUCUUCUUCGUUAUGGACAGCAUCCAAACAUUAUUACUCUAAAGGAUGUAUAUGAUGAUGGAAAAUACGUGUAUGUAGUAACGGAACUUAUGAAAGGGGGUGAAUUGCUGGAUAAAAUUCUUAGACAGAAAUUUUUCUCUGAACGAGAGGCCAGUGCUGUCCUGUUUACUAUAACCAAAACUGUGGAAUAUCUUCAUGCUCAAGGGGUGGUUCACAGAGACUUAAAACCUAGCAACAUUCUUUAUGUGGAUGAAUCUGGCAAUCCAGAAUCUAUUCGAAUUUGUGAUUUUGGCUUUGCCAAACAGCUAAGAGCAGAAAACGGUCUUCUCAUGACACCUUGUUAUACUGCAAAUUUUGUUGCACCAGAGGUUUUGAAACGACAAGGCUAUGAUGCUGCUUGUGAUAUAUGGAGUCUUGGUGUCCUCCUCUAUACAAUGCUUACUGGUUACACUCCAUUUGCAAAUGGCCCUGACGAUACACCAGAGGAAAUACUGGCACGCAUCGGCAGCGGAAAAUUCUCACUCAGUGGUGGUUACUGGAAUUCUGUUUCAGAUACUGCAAAGGACCUGGUGUCAAAGAUGCUUCAUGUGGAUCCUCAUCAGAGAUUGACUGCUGCCCUUGUGCUCAGACACCCUUGGAUAGUCCACUGGGACCAACUGCCACAAUACCAACUAAACAGACAGGAUGCACCUCAUCUGGUCAAGGGUGCCAUGGCAGCUACCUAUUCUGCUUUAAACCGUAAUCAGUCACCAGUUUUGGAACCAGUAGGCCGCUCUACUCUUGCUCAGCGAAGAGGUAUUAAAAAAAUCACCUCCACAGCCCUGUGA
This is a messenger RNA of Pipistrellus nathusii (Nathusius's pipistrelle), 2223 nucleotides long. The record is from the annotation of a GenBank genome assembly. Lineage: Eukaryota; Metazoa; Chordata; Mammalia; Chiroptera; Vespertilionidae.